Emiliania huxleyi CCMP1516 is the source of this 971-nucleotide messenger RNA. RefSeq lists its product as hypothetical. NCBI's taxonomy places the organism in Eukaryota, Haptophyta, Isochrysidales, Noelaerhabdaceae. The transcript is spliced from 6 exons. The record is from RefSeq and is a predicted model, not a curated record. The coding region runs from base 66 to 608 and encodes 180 amino acids.
CCUGUUCUGCGCUCGCUCACCGCCGGGCGCCCAGCUUCUCGCCACUGCCUCGUCCUUGUCCUGGCAUGUCGGCGUCCGGCGCCUUCCCGGCGGCAGCGGGGACGUCAUCCAGCAAAGCCGGCGCUCCUGCGCCCGCCGCGUCGGGCCAGUCCGUCAACAAGCGGCUGCAGUCGGAGCUCAUGUCGCUCAUGAUGGGCGGCGACGCGGGCAUCUCUGCGUUCCCUGACGGGGACAACAUCUUUCAGUGGACGGGCACGAUCACGGGCGGCGCUGGGACGGUGUACGAGGGCCUCACCUUCAAGCUGUCGCUCAAAUUCCCGACUGGCUACCCGUACGAGGCGCCCGCGGUCACCUUCAACCCGCCCAGCUGCUUCCACCCCAACGUGGACCAGUACGGCAACAUCUGCUUGGACAUCCUCAAGGAGAAGUGGUCGGCCGUGUACAACGUGCGCACCAUCCUCCUCUCCAUCCAGUCGCUGCUUGGGGAUCCAAACCUCGACUCGCCGCUCAACGGGCACGCCGCCUCGCUAUGGCCGAACCAGGCUGACUUCAAAAAGGCGCUGCUCAAGCACAAGAGCAGCUUGCCCUCCGGCGAGCGGAGGCCGUAGGACCGGCGCGCAGCCGCGGCGGCGGGCGAUGCGGCGCCCAGGCCAACAGAUGCCGCGGCGCGCUUAGAGAGCCCACGCGCGGAGCGGAGGGCGAGAGCAGAGCGCUCGGAGAGAGGUCGGGUGUAAGUCGGGGGCGAUUCGCAGGGCCAGGGCGGGAUGUGAGCUUGUUUGCGGGAGGCAGUGCGGGUUAACGCGCGACAUGCAGAGUUGACUUUUAGAGGCUGAUGCUGAUGCUGUUCUACACACCUUGAUCCUUGUGGCUUACAGAUACAGACCCCGUACUGCCCUUACACAUCUGAUCAGACAUCUGUGAAGUGUCAUCUCACCUUCCCCGUUCCCAAGAUUCCGGACCGAACACUUUUA